Racocetra persica is the source of this 684-nucleotide messenger RNA. The record is from the annotation of a GenBank genome assembly. Lineage: Eukaryota; Fungi; Glomeromycota; Glomeromycetes; Diversisporales; Gigasporaceae.
ACGAACAUAAGGAUAAUGAGGACGAACAUAUGGAUAAUGAAGACGAACAUAAGGAUAAUGAGGACGAACAUAUGGAUAAUGAAGACGAACAUAAGGAUAAUGAGGACGAAUAUAUGGAUAAUGAAGACGAACAUAAGGAUGAAGAUAUGGCAAAAGAUGAAAUCGUGAAGCCCUUGACUCUCCAGAAAUUGACCGAGUUUGAAAAGGAACAAAAUAAAACUGGAUUGGUGUAUUUAUCACGAAUUCCACCCUUUAUGAAGCCGGCAAAGAUUAAGCAUCUAUUGAGCAAAUAUGGUGAAGUAGGAAGAGUUUAUCUUGCACCUGAAGAUCCCAAAAUAAGAGCUCGGCGAAUAAAAUAUAAAGGACAUAGGAAACAAAACUACACUGAAGGAUGGGUUGAAUUCAUGGAUAAAAAAGUUGCAAAAACCGUUGCAACUGCCUUGAACGCUCAACCAAUUGGAGGAAAUAAGCGUAAUUUCUACCAUGAUGAUUUAUGGAACAUCAAAUAUUUGCCCAAAUUCAAAUGGAACAAUUUAACAGAACAAAUAGUCUACGAAAAUAGAGAAAGAACACAUCGUCUUCAAGCCGAGAUUUCCAAAUCCCGAAGAGAAAUCAAAGAUUACGUAAGAAAAGUAGAGAAAUCAAAAAUGAUUCGAAAUAUUGAAGAGAAAAAGGCAAAGAAGC